AUGUAUUUCUUUAGGAACAUGAGCCAAUCUGGGAAAUUUAAAGUAUUUAUUACCCGUCCGGAUAUGCCUGAAAACGGCGUAAAAAUGUUAAAGAAACAAUGUGACGUAACAGCUUGGAAAGCGCCCUUACCGAUCCCGAGAGCGGACCUGUUAAAGUCCAUCUCUGGGGUCAAUGCUAUUUUCAUAUCUAUGAAAGAUAGAAUUGAUGGAGAAGUGUUGGAUGCAGCUGGCCAUGAAUUAAAGGUUGUAGCAACAAUAUCGGUGGGCUACGACCAUAUAGAUGUAGCAGAAUGUAAAAAAAGAGGCAUCAGAAUUGGGCACACGCCUGGAGUGUUGACUGAUGCCACAGCUGAAUUAACUAGUACAUGCAACAGCAAACCAAGCAAUUUCGGGCAUAUGAAGAGGAUUACUCUUAUCUAG
Molecule: messenger RNA, 420 nt
Organism: Zerene cesonia (dogface butterfly)
Lineage: Eukaryota; Metazoa; Arthropoda; Insecta; Lepidoptera; Pieridae
Product: glyoxylate reductase/hydroxypyruvate reductase-like
Exons: 4
Coding region: 1-420 (139 amino acids)
Cellular component (GO): cytosol
Molecular function (GO): hydroxypyruvate reductase [NAD(P)H] activity; NAD binding; glyoxylate reductase (NADPH) activity
Source: RefSeq, a predicted model, not a curated record